Nymphaea colorata (pocket water lily) is the source of this 3780-nucleotide messenger RNA. RefSeq lists its product as uncharacterized. The transcript is spliced from 8 exons. NCBI's taxonomy places the organism in Eukaryota, Viridiplantae, Streptophyta, Magnoliopsida, Nymphaeales, Nymphaeaceae. Gene Ontology annotation, biological process: regulation of defense response to fungus. The coding region runs from base 475 to 3720 and encodes 1081 amino acids. The record is from RefSeq and is a predicted model, not a curated record.
UGCCCUCUUGACUUCUUUGACCGUUUCACUCCUUCCCUGAUACACGGGUGAGUCUUAAGGCCAACAGUGUCACUUCACUCCCUAUUUCUUCCCCGCAAUGGCAAGCCUCUCUCUCUCUCUCUCUCGCACUCCAUUGAUGGUGGUGGUGGUGGGAUCGCCAUGACCAACAAGAUUCCGACAUCGGGAAAGGGGGACAACUCGUUGGAGUUAUGCCGGAGCGACCCUGUCCAGCUGAACUUUUCCGCGCCUUACUCAGCAGCAUUUACUCUCUCUCUCGCUCUUCCCCCCUAUUUUCGAGGAUAUGGGGAUGUGUAUCUCGGCCAGUUUCUUUUUUUCUCUAAAUUGAGAAAGAGUUCGGUGGGUGGAUAGAAUGAGAAAGGCAGCGAGCUCGAUUGAAGAAUCUGGAACGGAGCCAUCAGCAAACUUCUACAUGACUGAGUUGAUGUAAACUGGCUAUCUCUUGUGUGUAGAAUUAUGACUUCAGUGGCUAAGGUAAGGCUAGUAUAUUGCCCAAAAUGCCAACACCUUCUUCCAGAAAUUGCACAGUUUCCUGUUUACCAGUGUGGCAAUUGCAAGGCCAUUCUUCAAGCAAAACAUGCAAAAGCCAAACUUGAGGUUGAGCAUCAGAAGGCAGAUUUGAAUUCUAGUUGCAAUGGAGCAGCCUCUUCCAAUGGAGAUCUCAAUCCAGGAAAUGCACCUGAUUCCAAGCACAGCAAUGAUAAACACCGACCUGGGGAAGUUUGUCAGAAUAAACUUGAAUCGACAGCAAAAAGAGUCUCAUCCCUUCCUGUUGAUGAAUUGGGUUGCAAUAUAAUUUCUGAACUUCCUCAAAGCAGGAAACAUUCAGAUGGGAACUUUGAUAGUAAGGGUUCUAAUUGCAGGGUGUCCUCAACUGCGUUGAAACCAAACCACAAAUCACAGAAGGUCAGGGAAGUAGCUAGCCAAAACAAGACAUUGCAUUAUCCUCUAGGGAAUGGCUGUGAUGAUGCAGUGGCAAGUAACGGUCGAAAGGAGCACAAGAACAAAGAGCACUAUGAAAGACUCUCACAUACUUCAGGUUCUAAUAAAGUCAACAUAGAAGAUGCUGCUUCAGAUGCACAGAUUGAUUGCAGGAAGAAAGAGACUGAUGAGGUAACAGCAAAAUGUCCAAUCUAUAAUGGCUGCAGCUCCUCAUCUCCUGGUAUUGAUUCUGACGACCUUGUUCCUGAGCAGAGACUAAGGUUAUCCAGAAGGACAUUAUUUAAGCAACAAGAAGAUGAAGUCACUGAUGGGUUAACAGAAUCAAUAGAAAAAAAUUCAAAAUCCAGCUCCCCAGAUGCAGGAGCAAUGGAAGCACCAAGUUGUUCUUCAGGCUUCAUGAACAAAGGGAAAAUGACAAAUCAUCCUCCAGUGUCUAAAGGAAGCAGGAGUCCCUCAAAGACAGCCAUGCAUGUGCACCACACUCAGAUAAAAGGUCAUGAAGAAUUGUAUCCUUUGACUCUGAUCCAAGAAAAUCUUGAGGAUUGCCACAGUCAAGCAGCAGCCCGAAGAAACAUGAAUUCCAGAUUUCUGUUGCAAGAACCAUCUUGCUUUCUUGGUGCGUGUACGAUGGAUGAAGUUCCAUAUAACUGUAUGGAAGCGAUGCACUCUAACCUGGAUUAUAUCCACGAUGAUCCUUUGGUAUUUGACAGAAUCGAAUGCCUUGAGCAUGAGAGAUUUGAGCUUCUGAGAAAGGUGGAUGAAUUGAGAGACUAUAUAAGUAGAUCACCUCUGGCUCCUGGUAGAACAAAUGGAAGGGUUCCAACUGCCGGACUUCAAUUUUAUGAAACUGAUUCUACCAUGGAGCCCACAUGGCAUGCAUUACAGAAACAGUUUAGAUGCACUCCUUGUUUUCAUCAAAGUGAAGCCAAAAUGCAAGAUUUGCAUCAAUAUCACAAAAAUUCUAUCCUGGAAGGAGAUUGUGUAGAGACACAUAGGCAAUCUCCUGGCUCCCACCCUCAGUCAAAGGGCAUGCCAGAAGCAUGUAGGUUCUCACAAAGUCCAAUUUUAGCACAGCCAAGAAUUUGUGGAUGUGAAUUUUGUUUUUCUGCAGCAAAUAUUAUAGAGACAGGUCGAGAAACUGGCAGGAGUCAAUGUGCUGAUAACAAUUCCAUCUGCAUGUUCAGCUCAUGUGCACAUUCUCUUAGAAAUUAUGAAAGACCCUCACAGCAUUCUUCUUGCAUUUCUUCUAACCAAGGUCUGUGUAGAGCAUGUACAGGACCUUUCCAUUACCAUGUUAAUAGUCCAACUCAUGCCCUCAGACGAACACAUGUGGAUGCUAGUGUACAUUUCCAAGACUCAAACAAGAAGGUGCUUAUGGAGCCUGAACAUGAAGACAUGUGUUUGGAGAGCUUCCACCAAGCUGAAGAGAUUGCUAUGACAAUGAAGACAACUGCUUGCCAACCAAUAUUUGGCGGUGCACCUUUCAUAACAUGCUAUCGUUGCUCAAAGUUGCUCAAGUUACCUGACCUUCUGCACUCAAAGAAGAGAAUUAACAAAGUCAAAUGCGGUAAUUGCUCUUUGGUUCUCAAUUUUGCUGGUUAUGACAAGAGGCACAUCACUCAUGUUAGAAAGCACUGCAGAUUGCCACCAGCAGAAAUGGAUGAAAAAGGUGAAAAUGCAAGUUAUGAACCCUGCACAACUUGUGAUCGACAGGAAGCCAUAGGUGAAUUUGCUGACUCGAGACCCACAAAUGGGGAUGAUUUUCAGUCUGGGCCUGUUUCUUGUUCUGAAGUGUGUGGAGCAUCAAUACCAGGAAGUCAUUUUUCAUCGGAUGCUGAGCCUAGUUCCCUACCAACUCCAUUUCCCAUUCUUCCCGAUCAUGUGCUUGAGAAAAUGGGUGCUAUGACUAAUUCCCCAGAGUGGAUUAGAAAAGGUAUGAAACAAACAUCCAAGGACUUCAUGAAUAAACAGAAAUACCGUAGAUAUGCCAAUGAAAGUAAUAAUAUAUCAGAAGGUAUCGAAGGAUCCUUCAGGGCUGCUGCAGGCGCGCCACUUCAUAAACAUUUUGGAUAUCUCUCUGCAAGUGACCUAUUAAGAAGGGACCGUAAUGGAAGCAAAGAAUCAGAAAUUGGAAUAGCACAUUCUCCAGUAUUUGGGACAAAUUGUUUGGAUAAGGACUUGUUUUUGCAUGAGAUGAAGUUGGAACCAUGGGCAUCUCCAGGUCUUCCAAAAAAAGUUGAUAGAGAAAAGAAGUCCAGCAAAGAUUCUAUAGUUCCUGGAUUUAUAAAGAAAGGAAUUAGGGAUCUGAGCCUUGGGUUGGAGGGUAUGAAAUCAAAGGUCUUUGUGAAUGGGCGACCAAUACCAGAUAGGUUAGUGAAGAAGGCUGAGGAACGAGCAGGACCCAUUCAACCUGGACAUUAUUGGUAUGACUAUGAAGCGGGUUUUUGGGGUGUCAUGGGUCAACCUUGUCUUGGCAUAAUACCUCCGCACAUCGAGGAGUUCAAUUAUCCUGUGCCAAGAAACUGUACUGGGGGGAAAACAGGUGUUAUUGUAAAUGGUCGAGAGCUUCACCAGAAGGACUUGGACGCCCUUUUUGACAAAGGCCUUCCACUAGUAGCCAAUAAGGAAUACAUUGUUAACAUUAGCGGUCAGGUGAUCGACAAAGCAUCUGGUGAAAGAUUCAAUCUUGUCGAUCUAGCACCAACGAUUGUGAAGGCAGGACGUGGGUUCGGGAUGCGAGCUCCAAACAGUAUUCAGUAACGGUUCCAAGCACAGUUCAGUAUAUAUUUUUCGUGAAAUUGCAGCAGGGCCGCUUUUUUU